Molecule: messenger RNA, 610 nt
Organism: Paramuricea clavata
Lineage: Eukaryota; Metazoa; Cnidaria; Anthozoa; Malacalcyonacea; Plexauridae
Source: the annotation of a GenBank genome assembly
AGCUGACGUAUGUUUGAAUUCACAUGUAAAGUUCUCUUUGAUACUAAACACUUGAUUGUUGGUCUGUUGUAGAAAACUUACCAGACAUUUUCUACAAAAUUCUCGUUAAAUAACCAACAGAGGAACCUUUAAAAUGGGAGGUAAGAAUCAGACUAAAAUGUGAUUUUACUAAGGCAUCGAUUGCGCUGUAAAAACGCCGAAUAUCGGCCCCCUCGCUGACCACUGUUUCUACUCUACCUUUAGUGAAAUUUUUAGAGGUUCUUCGACCUUUUAUUUCAAUUCUUCCUGAAGUUGCGAAACCAGAAAGACGAGUAAGUUAAAUUCUGUUGUCAGUACAAUGAUAAGAAAACUACAUCUACCGUCUUAUAUGUUUAUAAUUUAAUAUUUGGUAUCAAAUAUAUUCGUAUUUGAUACUCGAUAGUUCGAUGGCUCGAAGGCGAAGUAUAAACAUCCACGUAUGAACGAAUUUUUAAUUCCAUUCUUUCAGAUUCAGUUUCGUGAAAAAGUAUUAUGGACAGCGAUUACACUUUUUAUUUUCCUUGUAUGCUGUCAGGUAAUAUUUUCCACGGUUUUAUAUGCUUUUUUCAUGAUGGUUGUAUUUCACUUGUGA